AUGUCCGACAAGAAACCGUGCCCCGCGUAUCCGGUAAGGGGCCUAAUAAUCUCCGGAGACCCUACCCCCACGGCGAAGGCGACAGGCUGUGGAGAGUCGAGUGCUACUGGCACCCAGGUUAGUCCGGCGGAGACACCGGGUCGGGCUAGUCUGAAUGCUACCGGCGCCAAACCCAAAACAAAAGCGUCUGCGGAUUUAGGGAAGCCUGGAUCCUGCAGUCGCAAAACAAUAACAGCAUCUGGCUCCAAAGCUGGAUGCAGCAAAAUAAGCAGCGAGGCACCUCUGGACGUCACCCCAAGUACCUCAAAGGCAGCUCAGGUCCGUAUUGGCAAAAUGCCGAUAAAACCCCCUGUUUCGGGGACUACUAAGGCCACCAAAACCAAGGUAGCAACCCCAGUGCCGGUUAUGCACGAGGGAACUGCGAACAAGAUUUCGGGUUCUCAAACGGCAUCUCCCAAUGCCAACACGGCGAAUAGUAAGACCCCCAGGCACGUAACACCAGCAAGAAGGGCCUUCCUACAACGGCGCUCCGCCGCCAAAAUUCUAGCGCGCUUAGCUGGCAAGCCAGUUGAGUCGCUAAGUAAAGAGGACAAGUCCUCUCUAGAAUGGGCUAAGGGAAAAUUGGCCGUUCUGGAGAAGAGUCCCCCCCUCACGUCUAAGGACGCGCCUAAACGGCAACGUUCUGAGGAGGAGACUAAUCUUCAGGGCCAGCAGCCCGGGACAAAACGUCCGAAACCGUUGCCCCCCAAGCCGCAUGACAGGACCUCCGGUGAAGUGGUUGAGAACCAAUUCACGCGUGCUGUCAUCGACAGGGGUGACAUAGAUGGCGCUAUGUCUCCAUCCAGAUGGGACAUAGUGCGAAAAAAGCUGAUGGGGGUGUUCUGGGAAGUUCUUAAACAGAACCCUGGUCCCCCCCCACAGUGUGAGGACGGCGGUUGGUUUCACAACAGAGUGAAGCUAAUGGCCUGUUCCAACGAGCGCUCAGCUUUGCUCCUGAAGCAGGCUGUGUCGCUGAUAAAGGAUCCGUGGGAAGGUGCUAAGCUGGAAGUGGUCUCUGUGGACGAGAUCCCACGAAGGCCUAGAUCCACCGCCAUAAUUCCUGCGGAACCACAUAAAAAGGCAGCGAUACUGGAGCUUCUACAGGUUGGCAAUCCGGAUCUUCCAACUCAAGAUUGGAAGGUCGUCAGGGUUUCUCAACCCGUAGGAAGCUCCAGAAGGAUUGUUGUGAUCCUGAACCAGGAGUCUUUGGCGCCGCUUCGCGAGAAACAAGGGAAGGUCUACUACGGCUUCGAGUCGAUCUUCCUCCGUGUCUACCGAGGCGAUGACAAGGGACUAUUGGAACAGGAUGAUCCCGAUCCUGACCAAUCCGCUGCGGAUAUGUCUUGCGACGAGACUGACCUUUCGCUGAGUCAAUCAACUUCUAAGUUGGUUAAGGAGGGGGAAGAGUCAGUUGACGAGGACGAUCUCCUUGCCUCUGACAAGGAGGACGCCAACGUCACAGUGUUGCGUAAAGACAAAAAAGGAGAUGGUGAGAGUAACCCAAAUUAAUCUCCACCACUCCAAAGCAGCCUCGGCUGCACUGCUCCUCCGAAUGGGUGUAAGUGGGGAGGAGCUCGCCCUAGUCCAGGAACCCUGGAUUCACCAAGAAAGGGUGAGUGGACUAGGCAUGAAAAGCUUUAAGCUAUUGUACGCAAAAGGAUCUGUGAUGAAGACACCGUAGCAGCCAUAUGGGAGACCAGUGUAGGUGCUAUAUUGGUUAUCUCGGCGUACAUGGCUCACGACCACAGCGACCAGCCACCGAACAACCUGGUCUGCAGAUCCAUAGAGAUGGCAAACUCGAAAAGCAUGCCGAU
Molecule: messenger RNA, 1853 nt
Organism: Lucilia sericata (common green bottle fly)
Lineage: Eukaryota; Metazoa; Arthropoda; Insecta; Diptera; Calliphoridae
Exons: 2
Coding region: 1-1548 (515 amino acids)
Source: RefSeq, a predicted model, not a curated record